AUGGCUCCAAAUUAUUUCCAAAAGCCGGAAGCAGCUUUGAAAAGAGCGGAAGAAUUGAUCCAAGUUGGAAAAGAAUCGGAUGCUCUCGAUACACUUCAUGACACUAUCAAAGCCAGAAGACAUAAACAAUGGACUUCAGUUCAUGAGCAGAUUAUGAUCAAGCACAUGGAACUUUGUGUUGAUUUCAAGAAACAACAUUUGGCGAAAGAUGCGUUGUUCCAAUAUAAAGCGUUGACUCAACAAAUCAAUGUGAAUUCAUUGGAAACUGUUGUUGAACAUUUUUUGUCAUUGGCUGAACAGAAAACCGAAGAAGCCCAAAAGCAAUCAAUUGAAAAAGUUGAAGAAAUUGGAGAUCUCGAUCAAGGAGAUAUUCCAGAACGUCUUCUUCUCGCAGUUGUCUCAGGCGCUGCUGCUCAAGAUCGUAUGGAUCGAACAGUUCUUGCUCCAUGGCUCCGCUUCCUUUGGGAUUCUUAUCGAAACUGUCUCGAAUUAUUGCGAAACAAUGCACAAGUUGAACAACUCUACCAUCAAAUCAGCAGAAAAUCCUUCAAAUUUUGCUUGAGAUAUCAAAGAAGAACCGAAUUCCGCAAACUUUGUGAUAUGUUGCGAAUGCAUUUGAAUCAAAUCCAAAAACAUCAACAUAUGCCACAUUCCUUCAGUGUAAAAUUGAGUUCUCCGGAAUCUUUGGCGCUUAUGCAAGAAACUAGAUUGUGUCAAUUUGACACAGCUAUUCAAAUGGAACUUUGGCAAGAAGCAUAUAAGUAAGUUCUAUUUUAUAUCUCAGAAUCAGAAUAAUGUUUUAUCAAAAUUUUUAUUCCAGGAGCGCUGAAGAUGUUCAUGGAAUGAUGCAACUUUCAAAAGACAAAGACAAGAGAACUGUGAAACCAUCAAGUUACGUUAACUACUACGACAAACUUUCUCUCGUCUUCUGGAAAGCUGGAAACAGCCUCUUCCACGCUGCCGCCCUUCUCCAAAAAUACAUCAUCUACAAAGAUAUGAAGAAACAAUUCACUCCAGAAGAAGCGCAAGAGCAAGCAUCUCGUGUGCUUUUGGCGACGUUGUCGAUUCCCGAGGGAUCGGAUGCCCCAUCAGAUUUGACAAGAAACCUGGAUAUUGAAGAUCAACACGUGGCAAAUAUGCGACUUUUGUCGAAUUUGCUGAGACUUCCAAUCGCUCCAACGAAAUCGAGCAUUUUGAAAGAGGCCGUUCGUAUUGGUGUUCCAGAAGCGGCGAGCUCGGCUGCCCGAGAAUUGCACAAAUUAUUGGAGAACAAUUUCGCUCCAUUGAGAGUUGCUACAGAUGUUGAAUCACUUCUCAAAGGUAUCACUAGACCAGAUCAUGCUCAAUAUAUUGAUGCUCUUCAAUCGGUUGCUGCCAUCAAAUCGCUGAAACAGGUAGGUUUCCCAGAAACCUUAUAAAUUAUGUUUACUGAUUUUGCUAAAUUUCAGAUCUCGGUAAUCUAUGAUUCUAUCAGCUGGAAGAGAAUUCGUGCCAUUAUCCCAUUCUAUUCUGAUUUGGAACUUGAAAGAAUUGUUGUUGAAGCUAGUAAACAUCGCAUUGUCAAAGUUCAAAUCGAUCAUAGAUCGGAUUGUGUUCGAUUUGGCGCGUCAGAUGUUACCCUAGCUGGAGGUGUUGAUCUUGAAGAGACUGAAGGUUUCACUGGAGACGAUACUCAACUUGGAGUCGAAGGUGUUCGCAAUCAUCUUGAGAUUAUGUAUACCAAACUUCGUCAACUUGUUGAUACUUUGGAUGGAGAUAAGAGACGGAAAGAAACUGUUGCUAGAAUUGAACAACACGUUGUUAAUUAUGAAAGAAAUCGGGCGAAUGAGGUUGAGAGAAUUCAACAAAGACGGAAGAAGUUGGAGAAUUAUAAGGAGAAUUGGGAACGUGUUAAGCAAGAGAAGACUUUGGCUGCGGCUACAGAAGCUGCGAAACGAGAAGAAGCUAUGCGUGCGGAUGAGAUGAAGAGGUUGGAAGAGCAAAAUAAGGAAUCGGAGAGAAAGAGAAAACAAGCGGAACAGGAAGAGGUUCAGAGAAAGAUCAAGCAAGAUCAAUUGCGGAAAAUGCAACAGAACGCGAUUUAUCAAGCGAUUAUUAAGGAGAAGGGAUUGGAUCAAUUCCAUGAUAUGGAUCCUGAACAAGUUUUGAGAGAGCAACGAGAACGAUUGGAUAAGGAAAGAGCUGAGACACAGAGAAGACUUCAACAACAGGAGAAGAACUUUGACCAUCAUAUUCGAGCUUUGCAUUUGGAAGAAAUGAUGGAGAGAAAGGCGGUGAUGAGUAUGAGAAUGGUUGAAGCACCGAAACUUCAUGAGAAGUAUGAGGAGGAGAGAAUUGCUAAAGAAAUGUGAGUUUUUUUUUAAUGAAAAUGGGGGAUUAUUCAAAAUUCAGCCAUAAUUAUGUUCAAAAAUUCCAUCGAAAUAUUCUAGUUUUGAUUUUCGAAAGUAAAAAAAAUGCUUUGUAAAAAGUUAAAUAUGAGCAACAUUUUUCAGAAAUUGUUUAAUCUGAGCAAUCCCUGCAUUUUUAUUCAUUGAAUGGCUUGGAAGCCCAGAAAUAAUUAUGGUCUAAAAUGAAAAUCACCUGAAUAUUUUAGUUUUGUUUUUAUAAAAUCACAAAAAUACACGGGAACUUGGAGUUUUUGCAAUUUUUAAAUGCUCCGUGAGCUCAUGAAAAAUUGCAAAACUCAAAAGCAACAGGGGGCUAGGUUUAUAUAAUGCAUUUUUUGAAUUUUAGUGGGCUCACGGAGCAUUUUUGUGAUUUUUUAAAGUCAAAACUGAAAUAUUAAGGUGAUUUUCUUUUUUUUUCUCCAUAAUUAUUUCUUCCGAGUCAUUUAAUGACUAAAAAUGAAGGCAAACAACUUUUUUCACUCAAAAAAAAUUCAAAAUAUGCUUUUUCCAGUGCCGCUCAUGAAAAGAAUGUGAAAAUCUGGGGACUCUGGGAUCAAGUUCGCGAAAAUGCGCUCGAUUGGAUGCAACAAGUCAAAGAAAACAACGCCGAUGUUUUCGAGCAGAAAAUCGCUGAUUGGGAAGCGAAACUCGUCGCCGUUCGCAAUUCUCGUCUCGCUGAACGCGCUGAACAACGGAAGAAGGAACGAAAAGAGAAGAAAUUGCGCGAAAAAGCUGAAGAGGAGAGAAAGAAGAAGGAAGAUGAGGAAAGAGCUCGACUUCAAGCAAUGGAUGAACAACGAAGAAUGCGCGGGGGAGAUCGGGGAGAUCGUAGAAGAGAGGCGGAGGAUUCGGUGGCGAUGCGAGAUAAUGAUUGGAGAAGUGGACCGAAGCGAGAAGCGCCUCCACCAAAAGAUCGCGAGCCAAUUCGACAACGAGAACCAUUGCGAGAAGUUGCUUCAUCUUCGAAAGCUGAUAAUGAUAAUCAAUGGAGAAGAAAUGCUGCACCAACACCACCAACUCGUGAGUUUUGCGGAAUUUGAUGAAAAAUAUUUGUUCAGUUUCUAAUGAAACUUGGAGAAAAUCCACGUUUUUUGAACCUAUAUUUCAUAUUUUCCAGAACGUGAUGGUCCACGUGACGGCCCGAGAGAUGGUCCGAGAGAUGGUCCAAGAGACGGUCCGCGCCGUGAACCGAUCAGAUCGUCGAAGGCUGAUACUGUUGACACCUGGGAAAGAGGAGCAGCUAAGCCGAAACCGGAACCAACUCCAGCUUGUGAGUUUUUGUGGGUUGAAUUUCAAUGGUAAUGGGAAAAUAUGGGGUUUUUUUGGUCAAUUGUGAUCUACAGUAACCUUUGAGCCUAUAGUAACCCUGAAAAACUAAAAUUUGGCGCGAAUGUUUUAGAGCCUACAGUAACCUUUCAAAAUUUCUGAUCUACAGUUUGGAUCAAUUUUCAACAAAAGUUAGCUGAAAAUGUAAAUUUAUCAGAAAAAGUCGCCAGAUUUAGGCUUAAAAUGAUUUUUUUUGUCAAAAUUACACCAAAUUUCUAAGAAAUCUGUAUUAUUUGGUCAAUUUUGAAUCGCUUUUGAGCAAAACUAUAAAAUUUCCCAAAUUUUAAGGAAUCUGCUAGUUUUGAUCAAAUUUUCUUACCAACUUUCGGUCUAAUUAUGACUUAACUAAUUUUGUAGGAAAAUUGGUCAGAAUUGCUUUUAAAAAAUUCAAAUUUUGAUUUAUAAAAUUAAAAAUUGGCAAAAAACCGUAAAUUCAUCUGAAACUGACCGAAUUUUGGUCAAAAUCGCACAAAUUUUCCACCUUUUUCCCUAUAAAAAUCCAUUAUUUUUGCAGCCAGUCAACAAGACAACAACACUCCACCAAAAUCCGACGGCCCCGCCAAAUUCAUUCCCCCACAAAUGCGCCGCAAUCAACCAGGAAAUGGUCCCGCUGGAAACAAUGGUCCAUCUCCAACCAGCGGCACAAACAAUGGUCCACCACCACGUCGUGAUUUCGGAUCCGCUCCAAAUCGCAACAGCGGCCCACCACCAAAUCGAAAUCAGAAUCGCAAUCAAACAUCUUCAGCUUCUGGCAAUGCUGAUAGUAAUAAUUGGAGAAAAUAA
Caenorhabditis angaria is the source of this 4496-nucleotide messenger RNA. NCBI's taxonomy places the organism in Eukaryota, Metazoa, Nematoda, Chromadorea, Rhabditida, Rhabditidae. The record is from the annotation of a GenBank genome assembly.